Messenger RNA from Anas platyrhynchos (mallard), 1759 nucleotides. It is a transcript of the gene LRRC59, whose product is annotated as leucine rich repeat containing 59. NCBI's taxonomy places the organism in Eukaryota, Metazoa, Chordata, Aves, Anseriformes, Anatidae. Gene Ontology annotation, molecular function: protein binding. The record is from RefSeq and is a predicted model, not a curated record. Gene Ontology annotation, cellular component: cytoplasm.
CGGUCCCGGAGCGAGGACGUGGCCGCGGAAGUGGGUGGCGGGGAGCGGGGAGCGGCGUGGCUCGGCCUGGCCCGGCAGCUCCGCGUUGUCCCGCUCCGCAUCGCUCCGCGCCGCCCCCCGGCCCCGCGCCUCCCGCAGCGCCGCCCGCGGCGGGGCCAUGGCUCGGGGAGGCGGCGGUGGUGGUGGUGGCAAAGCGGGGAGCCUGAAGGAUAAGCUCGACGGCAACGAGCUGGACCUGAGCCUGUGCGAUCUGAGCGAGGUGCCCGUCAGGGAGCUGGCUGCACUUCCCAAGGCAACUGUAUUGGAUUUGUCCUGUAACAACCUCAUCUCCUUGCCGUCAGACUUCUGUAGUUUGAUGCACCUGGUGAAACUGGACCUGAGUAAAAAUCGCCUUCAACAGCUGCCUUUGGACUUUGGCCGCCUGGUCAAUCUGCAGCAUCUGGACCUCCUGAACAACCGUUUAGUCACCCUGCCAGUCAGCUUCGCACAGCUCAAGAACCUGAAGUGGCUGGAUCUGAAGGACAAUCCCCUGGAUCCUGUUCUAGCUAAAGUAGCCGGCGACUGCCUGGACGAGAAGCAGUGUAAACAGGCUGCUGUCAGGGUACUGCAGCAUAUGAAAGUGAUCCAGUCUGAGCAGGACCAAGAAAGACAACGGAAGCUCCAAGCAGAGCGAGAAAUGGAGAAGAAACGUGAAGCUGAACAGCGAGCCAGGGAAGCUCAAGAAAGGGAACUGAGGAAGCGGGAGAAGGCAGAAGAAAAGGAACGCAGAAGACGGGAGUACGAUGCCCAAAGAGCUGCAAAACAGGAGAUGGAGAAGAAAACUAAAAAAGAAACCGUGCAAACCCGAAAUGUACUGAACUACAUGGUUAAAAACAGAUUUCGUGCAACACAGAGAUGCUUUACUCCCUUUACCUUCAUGGGCAGAAGUGAAAAUCUCAAACUUCUCAUAGCCCGCCUCCAGUUCUCGUCCUCCUCAGCUGCCCCGGCACAAGCACUCCUGGUCACGGUCAGUGCUGAGGGUCCUGCUGCUGGUGCUGCUGUGCAUCCUCUGUACCUUGGCUGUCUGCAAGCUGACAGAGCUACGACAUCAACCGCUGUGCAUCAGCGUGAACACUCUCUAUGAGGAUGUGGUAGCUGCUGUGCAAAACCAUAAAGCCCUGCAAAAUCUGCUACACCAGAACUCGCAGCAGUGAUUGUCCGGGACGGGCACUCGCUUCCUCAGCAUCUCCUUCCACCAUCCAUGCAGCCAGAAUUCCUAUGGAAUUGUGUUCUGAUGAAACUGCUUCUAAUCAGUCAGCAUCGAUUUGCUGGUCCACUCCACGUAGAGCAGAGUUAUUGUUUGGAUCAUCUUUGCUGUGCAUGUUUCUCAGUUGGCCUGUAAGCUCUUAUUUGCCCAGAUUAACUUGCUUAAAUUUGUUAAUACUUCUUGCCUCCAAGGAAUUUUUACCUAGAUUGUGAGAUCCAGAAAGUUGCUAAUUUAUAGGAGCAGGGGAAAGAAAUACAAAAGCCUUACAGUUAUCUAGGUAGCUAUAGCUCUAUAAUGGAGGUGUAAGUUUUGUAAUACAUAUCCAUUUCUUGCUCUCACUUCUAUUAAUGCUAAAAAUCAGUGAUAUGGCUGUAUGGGGUUGAUAUAUGUAGGCCUCCUCCGGGACCAGUUGCAAGUUUGUGGCAUGGCUGUGCAUCCUUCUGUUGGAGUGAAGAAGCUGAUGUACUCUUGAAAACAAGCUGAGAAUUUUCAAUACAACACUUUUCGCAUCAA